Messenger RNA from Fonsecaea multimorphosa CBS 102226, 825 nucleotides. RefSeq lists its product as uncharacterized. The record is from RefSeq and is a predicted model, not a curated record. The coding region runs from base 1 to 825 and encodes 274 amino acids. The transcript has a single exon. Lineage: Eukaryota; Fungi; Ascomycota; Eurotiomycetes; Chaetothyriales; Herpotrichiellaceae.
AUGGGGAAAGUCUGGCUCAUUACAGGUGCCUCUCGAGGUCUUGGGAAAGCUCUUGUCGAGUAUGCAUUAUCUCAGGGCGACCUGGUCGUCGCAACUGCGCGGGACAAGGACACGUUAGCUUUCACCGGCAAAGCGGGCGCGGACAAGGUCCUCGUACAGACUCUCGAUGUCACGGACUAUAAUCAGGCCUUGGACGUCGUCAAGGCUGCGCACCUGACCUUUGGACGUAUCGACAUCCUCGUCAACAACGCAGGCUACGCCGACACUGCCUCGGUGGAGGAUACUUCGAUCGAGGAUUUCCGCAAGCAAGUCGACACCAACCUUAUGGGCGUGGUCAACGUGACCAAAGCCGUUCUUCCUAUCAUGCGUCAACAAGGGUCCGGCUACAUCGUCCAGAUCUCCUCGGUGGGUGCUCGCCUGGGCAGUCCCGGUCUCGCGGCAUAUCAGUGCGCCAAGUGGGCCGUGUCGGGUUUCUCAAUGGCCCUGCACCAGGAGGUCCAACCGCUGGGCAUCAAAGUGACCGCGCUCGAGCCCGGCGGCAUCCGGACCGACUGGGCGGGCUCGUCCAUGAAGAUCCCCCCACCCAGCGAGCCUUACCAGCAGACCGUCGGCGCGUUUGCCAAGUUCAUAAGAGAGCACCACGGGGGGGAAAAGUCGCAGCCCGAAAAGUUUGGUCCCAUCAUCGACAGGCUCUACGAAUCACCAGACCCGCCCGUGCGCAUGCCCGUCGGCCCCGAUGCCGUCGGGAUGGCUCCCCAGCUUCUUGACGCCCAGAAGAAAUCUGACGAGCAGUGGGCGGAGCUGGGCAAGACAUCGGCCGGAUGA